Messenger RNA from Racocetra persica, 246 nucleotides. NCBI's taxonomy places the organism in Eukaryota, Fungi, Glomeromycota, Glomeromycetes, Diversisporales, Gigasporaceae. The record is from the annotation of a GenBank genome assembly.
GAGGUGGUUUAUCUGAAGCACGAAUAAAUGCUAUAAAUAGCUCAUUGUUAAAGGCUUUUGUAGUUUGUGGCAUUCCAUUUUCAGUGGUUGAAAAUCCAUUUUUUAUCGACCUUCUUCAAAAUUUGUGUCCAAACUAUCAACCACCAUCAAAAGAAGUAUUAGCAGGUCGAUUAUUAGACCAAGAGCACUCUAAAAUUAUAGUAAAGCGGGAAGCUAUAUUUCAAGAAUCAAAAAAUUUAACUAUAG